AUGCGCUUCUUUCAGCUCGCCCUCGCCUCGUUGGCUUCCCUCGCGGCAGCCACUUCAUCCUUCGACACUUGGGCUCACGGCCGGAUUGCCCUACAAGACGUCAGCAUUCACUUCAGAUAUGCAGGCUCAGGACCGCCCCUUCUUCUCGUCCACGGAAAUCCCCAACAUAGCCUUACAUGGCAAUUUAUCGGUCCCAUUCUCGCUCAGAACUACACUGUCAUUGCCCCCGAUAACCGAGGCGCUGGUGAUUCGAGCGUUCCUCCCGAUGGGAACUACACUGCCGCUGCAUCGGCAGAAGAUCUCAAAGGCGUACUGGAUUUUCUGAACAUUACCUCGGCGUAUGUGUUUGCGCAUGAUAAGGGCGUUGGAAUGGCAACUGCACUGGCUAUCAAGUAUCCAGAUCUUGUCAAGAGACUUGCUCUGGCUGAAUAUGUUCUUCCAGGCUUCACCUACGAACAAUCCUCAAACCCAGCGCCGUUCUGGGAUCUGUAUCAGAACUGGCAGUUGGCAUUCUUUCAGGUGCCCGAUUUAGCCGAAUUUCUCAUGUCGGGCAAGGAAAAGCAAUUCUUGCAAUGGUACUUCUACCAUGGGAGCUAUUCUGGCGUCGAAAGCUUUAGCGAAGAAACAGUCAACAGAUACACGAGCAGUAUCUCGAAGCCAGGAUUUCUAAGAGCUAUGCUUGGACCGUUCUCAAGUUCGACAGUUUAUCAGGACGGAAACUUCUUCAAAGCCGCGCUGAACGACAGUCGUCUGAGCGUGCCGCUGCUUGGUAUGGGUGGCGAGGCAAGUCUGGGAUUGAAAUCGGUUCUGCAACAGACCUUCGAGCCAGUUUCAUCUGAUCUCGAAAUCGAUGUCAUUCCAAAGGCCGGGCACUGGGUUGCGGAUGAGAACCCUCGAUGGACUGCGAAGAGAGUAGCCAAGUUCUUUGGUGAAGACGAUGAUAGCCUGUCAAAGGUCGACUUGGGUUACUUGGAUGAUUUGGUUACACUAGACGUCGGCUUUUACGGUACGAGGAGAAACUUUGCGCUGGGUACUCAGUAA
Molecule: messenger RNA, 1041 nt
Organism: Fusarium odoratissimum NRRL 54006
Lineage: Eukaryota; Fungi; Ascomycota; Sordariomycetes; Hypocreales; Nectriaceae
Exons: 2
Coding region: 1-1041 (346 amino acids)
Molecular function (GO): hydrolase activity
Source: RefSeq, a predicted model, not a curated record